This is a messenger RNA of Closterium sp. Yama58-4, 633 nucleotides long. The record is from the annotation of a GenBank genome assembly. Lineage: Eukaryota; Viridiplantae; Streptophyta; Zygnematophyceae; Desmidiales; Closteriaceae.
AUGAGCUGUUUUCAGACGAUGACGAGGCAACGGCGAUGCAGCCAGAGGACAAGGAGGACGAGAAGGAGCAGGAGCGGAGCCCCGCUAAAGAGUGCUGCUGCUGCAGCAGCGGCGGCAGCAGCAGGGAGGGGGCUGAAGCGGAAGGACCUGGAGAAGGGCGCAACCGGGGGAGGUGCAUCUGGGGCAGCGGCAGCAGGGACAAAGAAGGGGAAGGUGGAACUGGGGAAACGAACCCCUCCGCUGCCUGCGAAGCGGGAACCAGGGGCAGGGGGGGCUGCAGCAGGGAAGCCAGGGGGAGGUGCAUCUGGGGCAGCAGCGGCAGGGCCGAAGCCGACAGCGGUAACCGAGGAGGCGGUGAAGGGGAUUUUGAGGCAGGCUCCUAUCAAGAGUGCCGAUCUGGUGAACCGCUUCCGAGCAUGCCUCAAGACUGCAGAGGAUAAGAAGCGGUUCCAGGAGAUUAUUAAGAGGGUGGGCAAGAUCCAAGCAGUGAACGGAGAGAAGUUCAUCAACACGUACUGCUGCCCUUCCACCAGCAUGAGUGACAGCGAGGAUAAGGAGAGAUUCCAGGAGAUCAUAAAGAGGGUGGGCAAAAUUCAAUUAGUGAACGGAGAGAAGUUCCUCGUGCUCCGUUGA